UCGAUUCCUUUUUUUUGUCUGGUUUUGAUUUUAGCCGGCGAAGAAUGUGAACGAAGGAGCUUAAGGAGAUGGCGUUUAAGCCUUUCGGGAAAGAUGUAGGACCGGCGAUGAGCUCCAAGCAGCCGUCGCCGUUUACAACGUUCGGCGCUUCUGAUCCUACUCAAUCCACCAGGUGUCUGCUGGUGUUGUUUGUAAUCUUAGGUUUGUGCUCUCUUUUCUUGGGGGGAUUGUCUUGUAGUGAUUCUCCGAUUCAGCCACCGACAUAUCAAAACCAUUCAGGGUAUGCAGGACCAUCUUUUGGACCAGGUGGUAUUCAAAGUGGUCCUCCAAUCCAGCGAGCACCGUCUCCUUCAGCUUCUCAAAACCCUUCACCACGUGGACUACAAAGUAGUCCUGCAAUGAAUCGAACAUCACCACCUGUGGCUUUUCAAAAUCCCUCCCACUCCUCAGGACAAUCUUACCGACCUGGUGGAACUCAGAGGAGCCCCGGACCUGUCAAUGUACAUUGGGGUCCAGAAGCUUUUCCACGUCCAAUCCCCUCUGUGAGACCUUACCAAUUUCCUGGAGUUCAGAGGCCUACUUUAAAUCCUCAGUUUGGGCAUGAUGAAUCUAGGAAUUUCCAAAAGGAUCAUAGUGAACGUAGUCUAGCCACGUCUUCAGCUAGUACAUCACACACUCUUUCCAGAAGUGGAACUGAUGUUGUUGAGAUUGGUCGAUCACAAGAUUCAAAAAGGAAAAGUCGUUCAGAUGUUCUUCCUGAUCGGAGUUUAGGGGUUUCUCGAAGAAACCAUUCGCCAGGAUCAGGUUUUGGGAUUGGCAGAUUGGUAGAUGAUUUCCAGCAGUCAUCUAGUCAAACUUGGAUACGCUCUCCCUCUUCCGCGGACAAUAAUCCGGUGAGGUCGAGGAUCAUUCCCAAUCGGUUGAUCCAUCAGGAACAGAGCCCAAGCUCUUCAUUCCCUUAUGCAAAUGAAGCAGCUGAAAUCCAGGAAGCCACAAAAAGAAAAUCUUCGGCAAUAGCACCUUCUGAUAGUUUUCUUCAUAACAACCCUGUAUUUUCUCAAGAUGAUACUCGAAGGUCAUCGACAUCUCCUCCUGGCACAAAGUCAUUUAUGCUUUCAAGAAGCUCAGAUUCCCAAUUUACUGGGCAGUCCUCUGUAAAUAAUUUCAGUAAUGCGGUUAAGACAAGUAGUUCACCUGCAACAAAAAGGACGAGAUCUCCACCUUUUUAUCCAGUGGAGGAUGAUAUCCAGGGAAACUCUUUUCUUUCUCAAAGCUUUACUGAAGGAGAAGAGCAAGCCAGGGCAAAGAGACUGGCCCGCUUCAAGGGUGAACUGGACCCUGUUCCAGCCCGACCUGUUGAUACUCAACUUGCUAAAUCAGCUGUAAAUAAAACGAAGCUUCUGGACAACAAGCAAAUAUUCAAUUCACAGGAAUCAAAUAGGGAUGUCCUCAAGGGAGAUGCUUUGUCUGAUUUUGAAAGCUCGGAGCAGCCUUCUCUUAUCGUUGGAUUAUGCCCUGACAUGUGUCCUGAGUCAGAACGGGGGGAGCGUGAAAGGAAGGGUGACUUGGACCAUUAUGAGCGUGUGGAUGGAGAUAGGAACCAGACGAGCAAAUCCCUUGCUGUGAAGAAAUAUACCAGGACGGUGGAGCGAGAAGCCAUUUUGAUACGACCCAUGCCAAUCCUGCAGAAUACCAUGGAAUAUUUGCUGAGUUUGCUAGACCGCCCUUACAAUGAAAACUUUCUUGGCAUGUAUAAUUUCCUAUGGGAUAGGAUGAGAGCUAUUCGAAUGGAUCUAAGAAUGCAACAUAUAUUCAACCGAGAAGCUAUUACUUUACUGGAGCAAAUGAUAAGACUUCACAUCAUUGCAAUGCAUGAGCUAUGUGAAUAUACUAAAGGAGAGGGCUUUUCGGAGGGGUUUGAUGCACACCUGAAUAUUGAGCAGAUGAACAAGACAUCUGUUGAGUUGUUUCAAAUGUAUGAUGAUCACAGGAAGAGAGGAACAACUAUUCCUACAGAAAAAGAGUUCCGUGGCUAUUAUGCUCUUCUCAAACUCGACAAGCACCCUGGCUACAAGGUUGAACCGUCUGAGCUUUCUCUUGAUCUUGCCAACAUGACUCCAGAAAUAAGGCAAACUUCAGAAGUUCUCUUUGCCCGCAGUGUAGCCAGAGCUUGUAGAACUGGCAACUUCAUUGCCUUCUUUCGCCUCGCACGAAAAGCAAGUUAUCUUCAAGCAUGUCUAAUGCAUGCUCAUUUUUCAAAGCUAAGAACUCAGGCGCUUGCUUCUCUGCACGCGGGUCUCCUAAAUAAUCAGGGUCUCCCAGUUUCAGAUACUUCAAAGUGGAUAGGGAUGGAGGAAGAGGACAUAGAAGCCCUGCUGGAGUACCAUGGAUUUUCGAUAAAAGUGUUUGAAGAGCCAUACAUGGUAAAGGGUGACCUGUUUCUCCAUGCUGAUAAGGACUAUAAAACAAAAUGCUCCAAACUUGUUCACCUGAAAAAGUCAAGAACCAUUGUGGAAGAUGUUUCUGCUCCAUCGAUAGAAGAUGUUUUUGCUCCCUCUCCGUUGUCGACAGAAGCAAAUAAAGGAUAUCAACAGGAAACACCGCCUCCUCAAAGUCUUAAGAAACAAACAUCACUGCGUCUAGUUGAUAAAGUAAUGACCGAUUCCAAGACUUCCCUCUUACUGGAGGAGGACAAGCCAAUGAGGACAUCUGUUAUAAAUCCAGUGCGGCCAUCUGAUGAAAAACCAGCAGUAGAUCAACAAAACCGAAAUCACUUUACACCGGCUGGUGAAUUUCAUUCUCCUGGAUUUCCUCAAGCUGAAUCCUUGAAUUUGAAGAAACAACCUAAUGGCGGCCACACUAGUACAUCUCCCGCGGAAAUUAAAUUUCCAUUUGCAGAGCAUAUGCAAACGAAUCUUAUGCCCGGUUCUAUUUUGCAACAAAGUCCGUUUGCAGUGCCUAUGGAGAGUGUGCCUGUAACUACCAUUUCAGAGUCUCCAACGCGUGUAGAAAACAUAUCUGCUUUGGAAGAAUCAGUACCUGAAGCUGCGAUGACUGUUACCUUGGAAGAGGGUUUCGAUGACAUUGAACAGGAAGACGAGGAUGGACAUGAGGACAUCACAAGUCAGUAUGAAGAGGAAGUGGCGAAGGCUAAGCUCAAGUUGAUCAUAAGAUUAUGGAAGCGGUGGUCUUCACGUCAAAGUGAAUUGCGGGAGCGUCGACAAGUAGCUGCAGCUGCUGCACUGAAUUCUCUAACCCUGGGCACCCCUAUCCGACUCAGCAAAACUGAUCACUAGAGGGCGUGCGGUGAGUUUGACAUUGAUCAAGCGAUGAAGAGGAGAUUUGAAGAACGGGAAAAAUCAUGGUCAAGGCUGAAUAUUUCAGAUGUGGUAGCUGAUACAUUAGUCGAAAGGAAUCCAGACUCAAAAUGCAUAUGGUGGAAGGUUAUCCUAUGUACUCAGAGUAAAUCAGUUGACACAUCAAGUCAAAACACACAUUCAGCAGCCACUCGAUGGUUAUCAUCAAAGCUUAUCCCUGACACAGAACAUAGUAUCUCCGAUGAUAAUCUACUGUUUUCAUCUCCCGGUGUGUCGGUAUGGAAUAAAUGGGUUGCAAGUGGGUCUGAUUCAGAUUCCAGAUGCUGUCUCUCAGUAGCUAGGGAUGUAGAAGCUGAUAAUGAUCCACGUGGCGCAAGUGCAGUUCUCUUCCUUGCAUCUAAAAGCAUCCCUCUGAAUCUCCAGAGAGAACAUCUUAACCGCAUUCUCGAAUCAGUACCUAACCGUUCACUCCUUCCCCUUCUCGUUCUAACCAGCUCAAGCAAUGGAGAAAGCGUGGGUCCCGAUACAAAUCUCGUCUCUGAGCUAGGCCUCCAUGAUAUCAACAAAUCAAAGAUAGCAAGCUUCAUCACCGUCGUUUCUAUCGCUAAUUACUCCCAGAAGGGACACGAAGUUCGUUUUUUCAGCGAUUCGCGGCUAAGGGACGGACUCAAAUGGCUCGCGGGAAAUUCACCUCCGCUACCAAAUCUUCAUCACGUUAAACCGCGGGAACUUGUUCUGACGCAUUUUAGUUUUUCUCUAGAGUUGCUUAAGCAGAUGUCGGAUCAGGAAGUUGGUCCGAACAUAUGCAUAUCAGCCUUCAACGAGGCGCUGGAAACAUCUAAAAGAAACAUCACUUCUGCUGCUGAAGCAAAUUCGAUCUGUUGGCCUGGCCCUGAGACAAUGUUGCUCGACGGUAAUAGAAAAGAACAUUUAAUGGCGAAGAGGUAUCUACCUGAACUAGACUGGAGCAGUGCAGAGAGCAUCGAACAACUCAACUCCGUUCUCGAGAACUGUAAGCUUCCUUGUUUUGAAGAUGAUUUUAAAUGGUUAACACUAGGAUGUGCUUCAGGCGCUGAGAUAGAGAACUACACGCAACGGCUUGAGGGAUGCUUAGUUGAGUACUUGACACAGACAAGCAAUCUCAUGGGAGACUCGUUAGCCAGCAAAGAAGCGGGAGUGAUGCUACAAAGAAACACUAGACUCGAACUCCAUAACUCAAGCUACUACCAUAUCAUCCCGAGAUGGAUCGGGAUCUUCCAGAGGAUCUUCAGCUGGCGGAUAAUCGGCGUGCUAGAUUCAUCUUCUUCCUCAGCUUACGUACUCAAGUCCGAUCUCACCAUGUCAGCUUCAAGCUAUGCUGAUAAGUUCUUGUCGGAAGAUUCAUCUUCUCGUCCAAAUCUUCCAUUGCUUCACGAAAUGGUCCAAAUCAGCUGCACCCCCUUGAAGUCGUCUCCUAAAGUAGAAUCGGUUCAGACAGAGAGGCUUGUUGAUGAUCAUAGAGACAUAGAUGAGUCGAUGUUAGAGAAGAGUAGAGAAGCUUCAAGAAGGAUUGAUAUGAUGAUAACUGAGUAUGAUGAUGAGUUAGCUGCGGAGAAGAAGACGGUGAAGGAUAGAGAGAGUGAGAGAUUAAAUGAAUUGUUGGAGAAAUGUAACUUGGUACAGAACAGCAUAGCCGAGAAGCUCUGCAUUUACUUUUGAACUUUUCUUCAUCCCUUUUGUCGUUAAUCUUGUUGUUUACUUUAACUUGCUAUAUGUGUUGAAUCUGUGACAUAGAGUACAGAAGAAACAACCAUCAUCAUCAUUCAUUA
This is a messenger RNA of Brassica oleracea var. oleracea, 5125 nucleotides long. RefSeq lists its product as uncharacterized. Gene Ontology annotation, cellular component: cytoplasm; transcription export complex 2; nucleus. Gene Ontology annotation, biological process: mRNA export from nucleus. The record is from RefSeq and is a predicted model, not a curated record. Lineage: Eukaryota; Viridiplantae; Streptophyta; Magnoliopsida; Brassicales; Brassicaceae.